AUGCAUCGCUUAUUUAUAGGCUCAAGCAUUGCCCUUUCUCUCAUUUUGACUACCACAGCCCUCUACCACAAUCCUGAAAAUCACGGUCACUGGAACGAACUCCGAGAUAUCGCAAACUCACCAUCCAAGCAGAAAAUAGGACCGCCCCUUGUCAUCGACACUUUCCAAAACCCAACUCACAACGACUUGGGAUUCUGGCACGGCUCCGGCGAGAACCUUUCAGUACAACAUGGACCAGGCUUCAUCCGUCUACUCCCACGAGAUCCAGAUCAGAACUUUCACACCCAGUUCGAUUCCAACACUUGCUACAGCUUGAUGCCAUGGUAUCAUGACUUCCUGCAUGUAGUCUUCGAAGGCACAGAUCAAUUUAGUGUCUCAUUGAAUCAACACAACGACGAAUGCAAUCCCCAACGCAGUCCUUUUCCCAGCGUUGCAGAUACAAUUCAAGCAGAACGGUACGUGGUCCACCCAACCUCAGAGCGGUCCCGUGACGGAGAUUGGGACGACGACAAAGACAAUGACUACGAUGACGAUGACGAAGAUGAUAUAGACGUGGAUACACCAGGACACAACAGUGGCAAAAAUGGGAGACACCGUAAGAAUGGCCGCCGACGCAAACAUGCCAAAGGCAGUGCCAGAAUCCCAAUAGGCCUUCGUGAUCUCUAUAUUCCUCUCACGCAUUUCGAGAUUGAUUUCAACCGAGUUGUCUCUAUUUCCUUCCAUGGCUUCUUUACCAAAGAGCCCAUGACCUUGCACCGCGUUGAGAUCGUGUCGGGAGUUCCUCAGCCAUCGCCGGAGAAUGGCCAUUUUCGUUUGCCGGGGAAGCUUCCAAGUGGGAGGUUGGUGCUUCGUUGUUCGCGUCCGAACUCUUUUGCUUUUGGCAUUGAUGAUGGACAGCCUCAGUUUUCUCAGAGGAUCAUGCGUAUCCUUGACGAGGAGGAUGUGCGAGUGACUUUUUUCGUUGUUGGGGCUGGACUUAGGGAUCGGUCGUCGAAUUUCACUGCGUUCUAUAAAGAUAUGUUGAAGAAGGGUCAUCAGAUUGCCUUGCACUCGAAUACUCAUCCAAAGAUGGAGUCCCUUCCUACCGUUGGCCAAAUUGACGACGAGAUCAUCCAGACCAUACAGGUAUUCAAAGACCAACUGGGUAUCGAGUCUUCAUACUUCCGCCCUCCAUUCGGCACCGUAGCAGCACGCCUGCGCCAACAACUCGCUCGACACAUCGCAAAUCCCUAUAUCGUGAAUUGGAGCGUGGAUGUCGAGGACUGGCUGUGGGCCAAUACCUCCGCACCAGAAAAACAACUGGAGGCAUUCUACCGCGGCGUGGGAAAGGGAGGAAACCUCGCAGUGAUGCACUACCUGAAUCCGACGACAAUUGGGUAUCUCCCGCAGUUCAUUCAACAUGUCAAGAGUGCCGGAUAUCAGAUCAUGCGCAUUGAUCAGUGCUUGGAGGAUGUGUCUGCUCCGCCACUAUGA
Penicillium nucicola is the source of this 1473-nucleotide messenger RNA. Its product is annotated as polysaccharide deacetylase family protein. Gene Ontology annotation, biological process: carbohydrate metabolic process. The transcript is spliced from 3 exons. NCBI's taxonomy places the organism in Eukaryota, Fungi, Ascomycota, Eurotiomycetes, Eurotiales, Aspergillaceae. Bases 1 to 1473 code for a protein of 490 amino acids. The record is from RefSeq and is a predicted model, not a curated record. Gene Ontology annotation, molecular function: hydrolase activity, acting on carbon-nitrogen (but not peptide) bonds.